UUUCUUUCUCCUCGUUCUGGCUCUCUUGCGAUGGUGGGGGACGCCGCCGUGGCCGACAAGCCCUCGGGGUCGCCGGCGAGCGGCGAUUUCGUCAUCCGCCACUGGCGGCGGUUCCGCCCGGCGACCAGACCGGUGGCCCUGGACGUCGGCCGCGCCUCCCCCGGUGAUUUUGAGCGCGGCCAUCGGACCGGAUACACCAGCCUCCGCGACCUCAUCGGCUCGCCUCCGCUCCCAAGCGGGGCCCUGUCCCCGGCCUCCCCCUGCGGCGGCGACGGGGGAGGGGAGAUCCGGAUCAAGAACCGCCUCGUGAAGCAGGCGGCGUACGCGUACCUCCAGCCGACACCGUCCGCGGGGGGGCACGACUUGCACCGCCGUCGCCGCUGCUUCAGAUCGCUCCGGCAGGCCCUUGCGUUCCUCACCUGCGGCAUCGCGGUGGAGCCGCUCGACUCCUGCAUCGAGUUCCUCCGCCGCCUCUUCCGCCGUCCACGGCGAUGACUCCUCUUGACGCCAGCGCUAACGGCGUUUGACGGCACAACGAAACGCCAUCCAGAGGAAUCCAGCCUCGUCCUCGACGUGGUGACAAUAAACGAGUAAUUGUGUUGGAUGGAUGAUUGGCUGGCGUGCAUUGGUGAGGCAAUGUCAGGAAUGAUAAGCCUUUACUGAGGGCCAAAGCACCGAGGACCAACGAUGACAUAGUCUUCAUGUGUCGUUGUUGAAGACUUGGCUAGCCGGGAAGAAGAAUUGGGCUAAUUUCUGAAUGAUCUUUUCUUUUUAGAUUUUUUAUUGACAGGUAUUUUUUUUUGCAUGUUUUUUAAUAAAUAUUUCUCGUUUAGCAUAAUUCUUGAAAUAUCUUUUGAUAAAAUAAUUGGAGUAGUACGACUGGAUAUACCAUAUGGACUGAUUCAUCACAAUCUCUUCUUUCACGUUUCUUGGUCUUUGUCUCAUCAUAGUCCAGUGCUGACGGUCAAAAUUGGUUGCUUACUGUUCGGUUUCCGAACCAGAUAUCAGAAUAAAAUGCUGCCGCUCAACGUGGGAAGGAAGCUCGAAUAUGGCAACAGUGUGAUGGGCGUCGCAUUAAGUGGUGCAAUUACGUUCCGUUGUAUGCAUUCAGAGACGAAGCAAAUGGUUGACUGGUCAAGACGAAGAGCAGGAAGAGAAGGGGAAACAGGAGAGAGAGAGAGAGAGAGAGAGAGAGAGAGAGAGGCGAGACUGGUUCAGGUUUUCCUGUUGCUGCAGAGGAAGUCGAGAAGAACGGCGUUUUUGCACUUGGGGUCCUCCUCGGGGAGCAUCACGUACAUGAGGCAUCGGGGGCAUGCGGCGAGCACCAUCGACGUCGCCUCGGGGCUGGUUUGGCACGGCAGCCCCUGCUCGGUCUCCGACGAUAGGCACGAGGAGGAGGAGGACGACGACCCACGGGGGGAGUCGACGACGGUGGCUGCCCUUCUUGACGCGUCUUCCCUCAUCGGCGGCGCAAGGUUCAGCUUCAGGUCAACCUUGUGACUCUUCCCUUGGUUGCUGCGGCGGCUCAUCCUUGUUCUCUGCAGGCAACCAUAUAACAGCAGUAGCAUCGGAAAAGCUAUCAUGUGCAUGGUAGACACCGAUACAUAUACCUAAGAAGCUGGAGGAGAGGCAGAAACCUUCAGCAGUAGAGAUUGACGACGAGUGGAUCGACGGGGAAGAAGAGUAAGGGGUGGAAUCUCCACCACUACGCGUGCACGCCGUUUACCAGUGUUGUGCUGGGGGAGAUGAGCCUCCGAUGCCAUUUAUAUAAGAAGGAUAUGUAUGGUAUUGUUUUGUGUGUGCCCACGUGAGAGAGGGAGAGUAAUGGCAAAAAAGAUGGAAACCAUAUUGCUCGGUCAGGCGGUGAAAAUUUGGAACAAAGAGAAGGGGUAAGGGGCAAAACAGAGAGUGCGCGGGUGAAGUGGGGCCCUCACCACUCCGUGAGUGGAGAAAGUACGCGGGUGAGAAAAGCUUGUGACGUUUACAGGGCACAUUAAAAAUACGCAACAAGGUUGACCGUGCUUCUUUA
This is a messenger RNA of Musa acuminata AAA Group (dessert banana), 2029 nucleotides long. RefSeq lists its product as uncharacterized. The record is from RefSeq and is a predicted model, not a curated record. Bases 31 to 495 code for a protein of 154 amino acids. The transcript has 4 exons. NCBI's taxonomy places the organism in Eukaryota, Viridiplantae, Streptophyta, Magnoliopsida, Zingiberales, Musaceae.